This is a messenger RNA of Acomys russatus (golden spiny mouse), 516 nucleotides long. Its product is annotated as cytochrome c oxidase assembly protein COX16 homolog, mitochondrial. Bases 151 to 471 code for a protein of 106 amino acids. Lineage: Eukaryota; Metazoa; Chordata; Mammalia; Rodentia; Muridae. The record is from RefSeq and is a predicted model, not a curated record. Gene Ontology annotation, biological process: mitochondrial respiratory chain complex IV assembly. The transcript is spliced from 4 exons. Gene Ontology annotation, cellular component: mitochondrial inner membrane.
UGUUACAACGAAUCGACUACUUUGGACUAGCGGAGGCCUGUCAGGCGAGGACCCGGCACUCAAAGUCAGAGCUGAGUCUACAGCUUCACCUGAGAGGGGGCCAGGGCCGGGGCCGCUCCGAAGGCGGCUAAGCUGGCCAAAGCUUCAGCCAUGGUUGCGCCCGCGGUGUUGCGGGCUCUGCGGAAGAACAAGACCCUUCGCUACGGAGUCCCCAUGUUGUUGCUGGUUGUUGGAGGUUCUUUUGGUCUUUGUGAAUUUUCACAAAUCCGUUAUGAUGCUGUGAAGAUUAAGAUUGAUCCUGAAUUGGAGAAAAAGUUGAAAGUGAAUAAAAUAACUUUAGAGUCAGAGUAUGAGAAAAUAAAGGACUCCACUUUUGAAGACUGGAAGAAUAUUCGAGGUCCAAGGCCUUGGGAAGAUCCUGAACUCCUCCAAGGACGAAACCCAGCAACUCUUAAGCCUAAGACAACCUGACUGUGCUCAGGUUUUCCAAUAAAAUGUUUUCAACUGGACUUGUGG